Molecule: messenger RNA, 4863 nt
Organism: Lentinula edodes (shiitake mushroom)
Lineage: Eukaryota; Fungi; Basidiomycota; Agaricomycetes; Agaricales; Omphalotaceae
Product: Saccharopine dehydrogenase-domain-containing protein
Exons: 7
Coding region: 313-4395 (1360 amino acids)
Source: RefSeq, a predicted model, not a curated record
ACCUCUGACAGUAACGUCGAUGCUCUUUAAGUUCCUUUAUACUGUACUCCGAUUGUACUUCUCUUUCUCAGUGAACUGACGGUUCUUUACAAGGAACAGUUGGACGCGUAUACUGUCAUACUUUCCAAUUGGAACCACGAACUUGACGUACCGAAUAAACAUCGUAUGACAUUAUUGAUAAUCUCGCACUCUCUUUCCGUACAACUACACGCAGCACCUCAAUUUCAACCUGGCCUCGAUACACCCAACCAUCAUUAUCGUUGACCUACGUGUUCCUCUCUAUUCUCAUUCGUCUGACAGCAACAAACCACCAUGACCUUGCCGACUGCAUCGGUCUCGAUGUUCAAACUGUCGCUGACAGCCAGAACAAGUAGAAUGGGGACCGCAAAACGUUCAACACGUUUGAGUAUGCCCACUGGCAAUCGACAUUUACGUUGCUUCGUUCAUUCCUCAACACGAAGGACCAACUUGAGUCGUCACUUGGCCACUUGUAGCCCAUUGAUAAUUGGCAUUCGCAGCGAAGACCCUCUGCGAAUUUGGGAGCGUCGAGUACCGCUCACGCCUGAAGAUGUGAAGGAUGUCCUGGAGGCUGCGAGAAGAGCAAAUGAGAGGUACAAGGAUAUGGAGUUCGAGUCGGAGAACAGAGAUUCACCGCCGAGCAUACAUUCGCAUUCUGAUUCAGCGUCCAGACUCAAACCCAAGGCUAAAGCCUCUACGUCCAACCUUUCACAACCUGCCAACGACCCAGCCGGCUCAGAAACACCGUUUGUCCCUGAAUUUCUCCCUUACCCACUCGAAAUCCACAUACAGCCUUCCUCGAAGCGUAUAUUUCCCGACUCUGCUUAUGUGGAAGCAGGAGCGAAGGUCACAGACGAUUUGAGAGACGCGCAUGUAUUGCUUGGGAUCAAAGAGGUUGGUGUCGAGGAGGUGAUGCGUGAUGCUACUGAAGAACCUGGGAAGUUAUUGAGCGUGAAAGAUGCAAAGAAGAUGAAGGUGGCUAGAACAUAUAUGAUGUUCUCACAUACAGCCAAGGGACAGGAGUAUAACAUGGCUUUACUCGACCGGUUUUUGGAGUCGGAAUUAGAUCUUCCCUCGCAAACUUCCUCCCCCUCUGCCAUAUCCUCAGAAUCGCGUCUACCAACUCUAAUUGACUACGAGCUACUCACCUCGUCCUCUUCGGGUAAACGAACUCUUGCGUUCGGCUUCCAUGCAGGUCUGGCAGGCACACUUCUCUCCCUCUACACCCUCGGUGCAUAUUUCUUCCGCGAAUUCGGAAUCCAGACUCCUUGGCUGUGGACGCCGUUACCGCAUCUGCCUUUACCGAAGAAUUUGAACUCUUCGGAUGCAACGAGGACGAUCUCCUCGCCUUCACGGGAGCCUCAAUUGAAAAAAGCUUCGAUUUCGGACUUGGAUGCAUUAUCAGUCCCCUAUCCGCAUACCCUUCCUUUUACCCCAGACCUCGAUGCUUCACUGCCGGGUGUGGACGAACUAAGGAGAGCUUUGAGAGAUGUCGUUGGAGGAAUGAUCAGGGCAACGAAGGAUGGGACUGGCGAGCAAUUCGGGCCUUGUGUUAUAGGUGUUACUGGAUCAGGCAAUGUCUCUCAAGGCUGCCUCUCCAUGCUUUCAGAGCUUCCACAUCGCUUUGUGGAGGUGAACGAGCUACCCGACCUCGUUCUGCACCGUGAACACAAAGGCAGUCGGAUCGAAUUGGACUUAUUAUACGUCGUCUGUAUCAAGCCAGAGGAUUAUCUCGUUCGGAAAGAUUCCCUAGCUUCCUCUCAUUCUCUAUCUCCCACUUCCGAAUCCUCAACGACUUUCUCCCCAUCCUACUCCCGUUCAGACUACCACACCUCGCCUUCCUCCUACACCUCCAUAUUCCCUACUCGUAUCGCGCCGUAUCUCACGCUUUUGCUGAACGGAGCCGGAUGGGCGCCGGGGUAUCCGAAGAUGAUGAGUGAGGAGGGAGUCAAAACUGCGGGAAAUGUGAUUGACGAGAUGGAUGAGAACAAGAGGAAGGGAAGGUUUGCGGUCGUUGGGGAUAUUAGCUGUGAUCCGUAUGGGGGCCUUGAAUUCGUGACUCACGCUACAACACUCAGCAUGCCAUUCUAUAAGAUGGAGCACAUUUCUUCUUCGUCUAAUGGUUCUUCCCCUGCUUCCACUUCCCAGAACCCACCAAAGAACCCGGUAUACGUACAAUCCGUAGACAUCCUGCCUGCCUCUUUACCUGUCGACGCUUCGAAGCAUUUCUCAAACGGCUUGAAGAAAUAUUUGUGGGGUGUUGUUAGGCAGUACGCCUCCGGGCUCGAAGUCAAAAAUGUCGCUUUUCAAGAGACGAGGGAAGCAGAGACACGGGACGAGAUCAAGGAAGUGGAAGCCGCUCUUAAACGAGCAACUAUCGCCUGCGGAGGUCGACUUGCUGGACGAUUCGCCGAGGAAGGGUUUUUAGGUGCCAAGGUGGGCGCGUAUCGUGCUAAGCGAGACGCUACUGCUGUCGAUAAUUUGACUGGACCCUUCUAUGGAGGGUCGAAGAGAUCCCUGUCGUCUCUGUCAUCCGGCUCUUCCUCUUCGUUUACAACGUCUCCUGCAUCUUCAAUGUUAUCACCACCCUCGUCCCCGCUCCCACCUCUGCCUACCUCACCGAAACACCCUAAACAUCCGAAACGUAUCCUCCUUCUCGGCUCAGGUAUGGUUGCCGGACCCGCUAUUCGGUGGAUCAUGCAGCGGAUCAUGAAGGAGAAAGAUGUGGUGCUUGUCGUUGCGGGUAAAGAACGUGGUGAGUUGGAAAGGCUGAAGGGGUUAGCAAGAAGUAUUCCCGAUAACGUUCGCGAAAUGGUGACAUUCCGCCAAGUGGAUAUAGCCGAGGAGGAUGAGGUGAGGAAGAUGGUUAGCGAUGUCGAUGUCGUUAUUAGUCUCCUUCCCGCCCCGCUGCACCCGCCUUUAGCCAAACUAUGUAUCGCUCAACGCACGCACCUCGUUACCGCGUCCUACAUUUCACCGGAGAUGCGAAGCCUAGAUCAUGCAGCGCAACAGGCAAAUGUCUUGUUAUUGAAUGAAAUAGGGCUGGAUCCGGGGAUAGACCACGUUUCAGCAAUUUCCAUGCUGGAGAGGCUGAAGGAGGAGGGAAAGGAAGUGAAGAGUUUCGAGAGUUUCUGUGGUGGACUGCCAGAGCCAGACCUACUUCGGUAUCCCGAGCAAGCAGAAAAUUCGAUGCACGGCGUAGGCGCAAACCUUGAUUAUCCUCCCGCCGGCCCUUUAUCCUACAAAUUCAGCUGGAGCCCGCGCGGGGUGUUGACUGCUGCAUUGAAUGGUGCGAGGUACAAGAUGGGGGGAAAUAUCGUCGAGGUGCCUGGAAUUGGGUUUUCUGGUAAAGGAACGGGAAUUUUGGCGCGAGAGAAUAUGUUCCCCAAUAUCGAUUUCGGAGAGUGUGAGCAUGACGGGGAGCUGCGUAAGCUUCAAGGAAUGUUGGAGGGGUUACCAAAUCGAGAUUCGUUGCCUUAUGCGGAGAUGUAUGGGUUGCCGGAUGGUACGAGGACCGUGCUAAGAGGGACUUUGAGAUAUAAAGGUUUCGCAGAGCUCAUGUUUCAUUUCCAUCAACAAGGCUUCCUGGAUAUGGAUCGGACGAUUGACCUCGAAUCCUCUUCUUCGUCUUUGUCCUCAAUCUCAUCAGAAUCCCGUGAAGAAUCGUCUCUUACCAGGAAUCACACAGCGCGAGCUCUUGAACGCGCCUGGACGGAGGUCGUUUUCGAAAUUCGUGCUCGCCCCUCCUCCUCCUCCUCCUUGUCUUUCUCUACGUCCUCUUCCACAAAAACCGAAGAUCCUCUAGCUAAUCCUAUCACAUGGUUAUUGAGUGCAGAAACUGGUGCACCUUCUACCACCAUCCAACAAUGGAUUGGCCUGCCACUCCUCCCUUCAUCUCCAACGACUCCACUGGACCUAUUCACACUCCUUCUCGCACAUAAGCUCCAAUACGAUGACGGGGAAAGGGAUAUGGUCGUGCUUGUGCAUAAGGUCAUUACAAGGGUUGCAACAGACAAACCAGUCCCCAACGUUGACGAAAUUGAAACUGAAGAAGAACUUCAUACCUCAUCUCUUGUUAUUUAUGGAUCUUACCACAAUUAUACUCAGAACGAGCGGUUCUACGAAUCCGCAAUGGCCCGUUCGGUUGGUAUACCAGUUGCCAUUGCAGCAUUGGCCGUUUUAGAUGGGGCCGUUGAGUCGAUUUCUACCCCGCGCCCAGUAUCGAUUAGAGGCGUCCACGGGCCAGGCCACAUCUCCAUUCGAGAACCUGUCCUCCAGGGCAUGCUUGAAGCUGGAAUCGGGAUGAGCGAGAGUGUAGCAAAUAUUCUAGUCAGAGAAAAGGAUGAAAUAAACGUUAGUGCCUCAAAGAGAAGGUGAUGAGCCAGAUGAGCCAGGGGUUUGUUGAUGAGAAGGACGGAUUUGAUUUCUUUUUCGUCAUCAUCGAUGGCAAAGUGGCACAUUCCUCUCACUUCUUCCAUUUUAUCAUAGCGAUGCCCCUGACAAAACGGCCAAUCGGUCUCUCCCCCGCUCGGUGUCUUGUAGCCUGAGUUGCAGGCUGGUUGCAGGUAAUUGAAACUUUCGAGGGCCUGAUCGAACUGACAUUACAUGUACACCAGUGUACACCAAGCUAUCGCAGCCGUCAGGCCUCCUCAGCUUAUUCCCUUCAGAUCAUCCCCCGACUUCCCCCACCUACCACACUCAUCUUGCUUCAUCACGAUGACAUUGGCAAUCGAAGGUGUAAGAACAAUGUAUCUGAUCACCUUGCUUGCAAUGGUCAUUGAACAUCCAGUACGAUUUUGGCUCGAAGUAUGCUAAUCCGGAUGGGGUCUAGCAGGUGCUUCCCCU